AUGCGCGCGCGCACGCCAGGCAACGGCUCCCCUCCGCCCUUUUUCCUCUCGCUCCUCUUCCCACCCACAAGAAACGAAUUCUGCCUCCUCCAUUAUCACAUCUUGCCACGGCACAAUCAAAACCAAGUAUAUUCAUCAGGGUCUCUUGCCCCUUACGCAGCUGGAAAAAAAAAAUACAAACAACCUGCUCGCCCUUUGCGCCAGACAUCACCACCAUACCACUCGUACACACCUUCGGUCCUAGCUCGUCUAUCCUCGAAAUCGAUCCAGAAUCCAGCAAACAUGACUGAUAUCGCUGAUGCGACUCUGCCUGUCAACGGCGCCUCUCCUUUCGAGAAGAACAAUGCCUCUGUCGCUCCCAAGCCUGCUGCCAACGGCCGCAAGUCCCUCGACGCUCAGCCCGUGACACACUACCACUCCUUCUUCGCUGAGCUCCUCUCUUGGAAGAACCCUCGCAACUCCGCCAUCGCCUAUGGCUCUAUCGUUACUUUCAUUCUCGCCGCCCGCUACUUCGACAUUAUCCGCUGGGCCUUCAAGCUCUCAUGGAUGACUCUCGCUGUUACCAUCAGUGCCGAGGUUGCUGGCAAGCUUGUCCUUAACAAUGGCAUUACUUCCCAGCUCCGUCCUCGCCGCUACUACACCAUCCACCGCGACACCGUUGACGGUAUUAUUGGCGACGUCCACGAGCUCGCCAACUUCUUCAUUAUCGAGGGCCAGCGCAUUCUCUUUGCCGAAAAUAUUGGUGUCUCCGCUAUUGCCGGCCUUGCUGCCUUCAUCUCCUACUUCCUCGUCAAGCUUGUUCCCUACUGGGGCCUUGCCAUCCUCGGCACCACCCUGGCUUUCUUUGUUCCCCUCGUCUACGCUGCCAACAAGGAGCUCAUCGAUGAGCACCUCCAGAACGCCUCCGAAGUCAUCAACGCCCAGACUGCUCAGGUCCGCGACGCCGCCCAGAAGCAGGCCGAUCAGCUCACUACUCUUGGCAAGCAGUACGCUGGCGACUACACUGGCAAGGUCCAGGACAUGAUCCGCGGUCGCCCUGCGCCUACCGCUGCGUCGGCUGCCCCCGAAAAGAUUCCCGUCGCCAAGGCCAAGGGCCCCGAUUUCCCUGUCGCUCCUACAGAGGAGCCCGUCCCUGUCGCCAAGGAGGCCGCCCCCGAGACGACCGAGCUCCCCGAGAUCCCUGCUGUUCCCGAGCAGGAGCCUCUGAUUGCCGCCUAA
Molecule: messenger RNA, 1218 nt
Organism: Akanthomyces muscarius
Lineage: Eukaryota; Fungi; Ascomycota; Sordariomycetes; Hypocreales; Cordycipitaceae
Exons: 7
Coding region: 1-1218 (405 amino acids)
Source: RefSeq, a predicted model, not a curated record